AAUAAAAAUCAUAACAUUUCAUUAUGCACUGUGUCGGUACUAUAUAUGACGUCAUCACAAUUUGGCAAACCAACACAAUGAUAUUACAUCUGUGAAACGCCAAAAGAUAGCCAUGGAUAUCCGAGUGAGUUUAAACAGCGCCAUGGUGAUAGCAGUCGUGGCGGUUGAGCUGAUGAACAUGUUGUGGUACAGUGCGGGACCGUCCUGGGCGCGGAGAAUUGCACAGCGUUUGUUUCCAACGACCAUCGUCUGUGACAUCGGGCUCGUGCUGCUGCUGCAGAUAUUGAUCGACUCUACCUUUGUGAGGGUAUCCACCUGGCUGGACGUUGUGAAAGUGGCAGUCAUCUUGACCCUCGUGUACUUCUGUCUGGAGGCCCCACACUUCGUCAGCAACAGCAACACCUUCUUAUACUUCCUCAUACACAGCAUGCACAAGUUCUGUAUGAUAUUCGUCAUGCUGUUCUGCAUAGUCAACUUCAACUAUAUUUAUGUUCUCAUUUGAGCAUUAAUGUAAAUAGCUUUACAAAUGCAGCAUUAAUAAUGUAUGUGUCAUUGGCUAUCACUAGCAGAAAAUUAAUCAUCAUUUUUGUAAUCAAAUGUAACUUACCAUAAUAGGUUGCCAGUCAUUUUCCGUUAUCAUUUUAUUUAAUUUUUUCACUAUGUACAUUACAUAGAAAGAUUAUAUAUACACUUUACAAGGCUUGAAAUUGUAUUAUAGAAAUGAUAUGGUGGGAUAUGAAAAUAGCUUGAAGUUUAACAUCUAAACAUCACAAUGCACUUUGUGAUACAUGCAAAGUUUUUGUAAGGUGGUUUCUAAAUUGGUUAUUUUCGAUUAGCAACAAUAUUUAUCAAAUUAUUAAAAUGUUAUGUUUCUAGUUUCUUUUGGAUGUCAGUAUAUUUAUAAAUAUUUAACCUGUGAUUAAAUACAAUACAUUUUAAUUGUAUAAUUUAAAGAUUGAUGUUGAUGUUUAGUGUUUGUUUUGAGCCAAUUAUAUUCUGUGAUAAUUAAAGUGGUAUGUACAUUUUUGUUUCAUGUAACAUCAAAUCAACAGUUUUUUCGAAUAAAACCAGGUAAUGCAUGUAUGCUUUUACUUGGACAAAAAGAUA
Molecule: messenger RNA, 1107 nt
Organism: Gigantopelta aegis
Lineage: Eukaryota; Metazoa; Mollusca; Gastropoda; Neomphalida; Peltospiridae
Exons: 3
Coding region: 113-502 (129 amino acids)
Source: RefSeq, a predicted model, not a curated record